CAUCCAGGGAAGAAUAGUAAUUUGCACCAUUGGUUUAAAAAACACUUUAGUGCAAAUAACAAAAUGCUAGCAUCAAUGCACAUUUUAUAUUUAGACAUCACAUAAAACCUGUGUAAUUUACAUGCGGAAACUAAUUAUGUAACGUUACAAUUGCUUUAGCUCGCACUAUUGCAUUCUAUAACGUUUCCCUCUUGCUCUGGAUGUUUCCUCCCAUCUGAAGUGUCACUGUCUCCUCCUCUUCAUGACGGGUCUCCCCUUGUCAGACAUGCACGCUGCUCGUUCCCUAUUCAGGGCUUUUGUAAGCAAGUGGAGAUCUUACAAGUACAGGUUUGUCCCCUGGAUCGCUUUUAACCUGGAUCGGAACCGCAGGACAAUGAGAUAUGUGCCUGAGGGGAGCUGCGAUAAAACGGUUGCCGAUGCAGACAUCUCUAGUGCGCUUAUAAAGCUCUUCAGAAACCUCUUCACGAGCAACUUAAGUAAACAAUGGGAACUGCUUCAUAUGCUCCAUGAAACUACAAAGUCCAGAUAUCAAGCCCCAGUAACUUCUGGUCACCAGCAUGAUAGAUACAAAAGCAAAGAUAUGUUUAAUUCAAGUCAAACACUACAUGAUUCGCUGGGCUUUUGUAUUGAAUGUGGUCAAAGUACUUUAAGUUCUGCUGGAAUCGGAGUGUUUGUUUCCAAAGGAUUUGUGUCAAAAGGAUCUGUUGUGGCCAUGUAUCCUGGUACUGUCUAUCAGCAAUAUGAACCUAUCUUUUUUCAGUCUAUUGGAAACCCAUUUAUUUUUAGAUGUCUUGACGGUAUUCUUAUUGAUGGGAAUGACAAAGGUAUAUCUAAAUCAGUAUAUAGGUCAUGCAGCAGAAGAGAUCAGUUGGGGCCUUUAAAAAUGUGUGAUACCACUUGGCUUACAUUAUGUCUUAAUAAUCCUUUAGCGGUUGGGCAAUAUGUUAAUAACUGCUCGAAUGAAUAUGCAGCUAAUGUGUGCUAUCAGGAAUUCGAUGUGCCUGAAUAUUUCCCAGUUGAAUUCAGGCAGUACCUACCAAACAUCAGUUAUUCACAUGACACAGAAGGACCUUUGAGAUGUGUUGUCCUUGUUGCCCUCAGGGACAUAAAUUGCGGAGAGGAACUUUUUUCAAACUAUUUUACACUAAUUCGAUAAAGAGUCAUCGUUUUCUCAGUGUCAGACACAUGAUUAAUUAUUGAUGGAUGCUUAGCAGGUGUUGCAUAUGAAGUCCUGUACAGUAAUAAGCAAUACUGCUCUUGGUAUUUCUGCUGUCUAUCUGUGGCUCGGCCAGUUUGCACUGUUUGAGCUGAUUGUUUUCAAUUUGCUGAUAAAGUGGCUUCAGUAAUAAACAUCGGCUGCAUUGAAUGGAAUAAUCUUUAGUCAUCAGGGGUGGUUAUGUUAGUGCAAUAUUCUUGCAACCCAUUGCAAAUUAGUGACUAGAAUACAUUGGUCUCCAUUGUUCAAGGAUUGACUUUUCAAAUGCAAUGCAAGACCAAGCUGGGCUUAAACAUACAGAAAUAUGCUGCUAUAGGAUCUAAAGUGACCCUUCUUGAAGAGAAUACAAACUGCCCUGGGACUUUAAGUGAAUGUUUGAACUUAAUACUAUGGUUUUAUAGAUGACUUGUGUUUGUUCAUGAGCACAUUUUUUGUGUGCUGCAUCUCAGAACUUUCCCAUUUAUAUUGUUCCAUAUCAAUAUAAAUAUUAUAAAAAGCU
Molecule: messenger RNA, 1715 nt
Organism: Bombina bombina (fire-bellied toad)
Lineage: Eukaryota; Metazoa; Chordata; Amphibia; Anura; Bombinatoridae
Gene: SETD9
Product: SET domain containing 9
Exons: 6
Coding region: 242-1156 (304 amino acids)
Molecular function (GO): protein binding
Source: RefSeq, a predicted model, not a curated record